AUGAAUACGCUAUACUUGUUAGUAUUCUUCUGUCUAGAUUUGAUAAGAAUAUCGUACGGGUCGGUGUAUAUUGGAUUUCCAUUAAAUGAACAAUUGCCUAACGUUGCCCGAGUGAACGAGGCAUACUUGUUUACCAUGGCCAACACUACUUAUAAGGCCGACGGAGAGGUGAGCUAUAGUGCUUCAAACUUGCCAGAUUGGAUGUCUUUUGACGGUGGGUCGAGGACGUUCACAGGUACACCUUCAAAGAAAGAUGCUGGUGAAUUCAAUAUUACAUUGACGGGUACAGACUCUGAUGACGGUUCUACGUUGUCUAAUCAGUAUUCUAUGAUCGUCUCUGAAGACGAAGGAAUACAUUUAUCGUCAGACGACGUGAUGUUCACUGAAAUCGCCAAAUAUGGCUAUACAAAUGGGAACGAUGGACUUGUGGUUAACGAAGGAGACAAAUUCGAUAUUAAGUUUGAUUCGGAUAUUUUCAAAUCUUCAUCAAAUUCUAGUAGACCAAUUGUGGCAUACUACGGGAGAUCUUCUGAUAGAAGUUCCUUACCUAACUGGAUUGACUUCAAUUCAGACGAUCUUUCCUUCUCAGGAACUGUUCCUUAUGUUGCCUCAGAAAAUGCCCCAUCUUUUAAGUACGGAUUUUCUUUCAUCGCAUCUGAUUACUAUGGAUUUGCAGGUGCUGAAGGUAUUUUCAGAUUAGUUGUCGGAGGCCACCAAUUGAGUACCUCAUUAAACGAAACAAUUAAACUUAACGGUACAUUGGAAAGUGAAAUUGAAGUAGAUGUGCCCAUCUUAUCAGACGUCUACUUAGAUGGGGAAGCCAUUUCCACCGCAAACAUUUCCAAUGUGUAUGCUGAGGAUUUACCUGAUUAUGUAACCUUCAAUGAAGAUAACUUCACAUUAACUGGUAUCUUCCCAGACAAGUCAACAUUCGAUAACUUUACCAUUAUAGUUGAAGAUAAGUACGGGAAUUCAGUUGAUUUGCCAUACCUGAUUGAUGCAAUCGGGUCCGUUUUCACAGUCAAAGAUUUAAAAGACGUCAACGCAACGAAAGGGGAAUAUUUCAGUUACGAACUUUUAAAGUCUUUGUUCACUGAUUAUAAUAAUACAAAGAUUUCAGUUGAUUAUGAUGCAGACUGGUUAACUUAUCAUAAAGAUAACAGAACCCUUUCCGGCAAAGCUCCAAAUAAUUUGGAUAAGGUAAAGGUUAAAGUUGCUGCUUCUUCUGACUAUGAUAGCGAAACCAAGAGUUUCAAUAUUGAUGGUAUUUCAAAGAAGAAAAGUUCGUCAAGCUCGUCAAGAUCUUCCAGUAGUAGGGCUUCAAGUUCUGCAACUUCUGAAUCAACUACCAGUUCAUCAGGAGCAGUAGCACAUAAUAAAUCUAGUGGUGUUGAUCAUAAGGCUCUAGCCAUUGGUCUUGGAGUAGGAAUUCCAUUGUUUUUGAUUGCACUUGCAGCACUUAUCCUUCUCUUCUGCUGUCUUAAGAGAAGAAAGAAUAAGAAGGAGGACGAUUUUGAUCAAGAAAAGGCAACAACAGGAGCUGCUACAGGAGCUGCAGCAGGAGUUGCAGCAGGAAGUGGAUCACCUGAAUUAACUGGUCCUGGAUUUGGUACCACCGUUGACUUAGAUGAUCGGGACGAAAAUGCCAAACAAUUAGCAGCCCUUAAUGUUUUGAAAUUGGAUGAAAAAGACAAAUUAGCAUCUGAUGCCCACAGUACUUCCUCAUCGGUUACUCACGUUGAGUCAGAAUACAGUGAUGAUUCUAGGUACUUCGAUGCAUCUGAAAAGCCACUUAAGUCUUGGAGAGCUAAUGAUAAAUCAGAUAUUGCAAAGGGAGGAAUGAUAGGAGCUGCAGGUGCAGGUACAGGUGCAGUUGCAGGACUGGCCCUCUUAUCCAAGGAUAAUAAUGUCAGACAAUCAGAUGCUUCUAUGAGUACAGUUAACACAGAGCAAUUAUUCUCAGUUAGAUUGGUUGAUGAUAAUUCCUACAGGAACUCUAAUCGGUCAUCAUAUGGUUCAGGACAAUUUUUAAGUAAUGGUUCAUUAAAUGCAUUAUUAAGAAGAGAAGAAUCUGGUAAUAUUCAAAAAUUGGAUAGUGACGGAAACAUUGUUGGAACCGCCAAUGGUUUACUGAGAGGUGUAUCAGCACAUUCCAGAACUCCCUCUAGUGAUUUAGACAUUUUGGUUGAAGAAAACUCGAAGGACCACUCAAACGAUACAAAUGAUACACACACCGAUGCAACCAUUAUACGUACGAAUGAUAUCUUGGGCGACGAUACUGCCAGUUUAAAUUCGCGUUUUCAAGAAUCAAGAAAUACUUCAGGUCCUACUAGCUACCAGCAAUUGGUGAAUCAAAACAACGAGCAUGGUGAUUUCGCAGAUGAAUUCAAAGCAACAAGAAAUCCAAACAGCGAAAUAAAAUGGGUGCAAUCCACGAGUACCGAUAAUUUAAUUUCCCCAGCAUCAGACACUUUCUUAGCUAAUGAUGCAAAUGCAAAUACUCCAAAGAUGGGAUAUGAUUUGCAAAGUUCCCCAAUUAGGGGUUCUAACUUAUCGGCCAUUUCAUUAGGGAGAAGUAGUUCUGAAAAUCCAAGAAUUUCAAAUGCUUCAUUAAGUACCAAAGCAAAAUUGGUUGAUUUUACAAGAAAAUCUAGCAUGAGAGAAUCUGCGCAUGAGCCUAAUAUCGACUUAGAGGGUGAAACUGCACAAAUUCAUUAUGACGAUGAUAGUGUUUAG
Molecule: messenger RNA, 2736 nt
Organism: Debaryomyces hansenii CBS767
Lineage: Eukaryota; Fungi; Ascomycota; Pichiomycetes; Serinales; Debaryomycetaceae
Gene: AXL2
Product: Axl2p
Exons: 1
Coding region: 1-2736 (911 amino acids)
Cellular component (GO): membrane
Molecular function (GO): calcium ion binding
Source: RefSeq, a predicted model, not a curated record